Messenger RNA from Sinocyclocheilus rhinocerous, 1222 nucleotides. RefSeq names its product EPM2A glucan phosphatase, laforin (gene epm2a). The transcript is spliced from 4 exons. NCBI's taxonomy places the organism in Eukaryota, Metazoa, Chordata, Actinopteri, Cypriniformes, Cyprinidae. The record is from RefSeq and is a predicted model, not a curated record. Gene Ontology annotation, biological process: protein dephosphorylation. The coding region runs from base 58 to 1092 and encodes 344 amino acids. Gene Ontology annotation, cellular component: cytoplasm; nucleus. Gene Ontology annotation, molecular function: carbohydrate phosphatase activity; protein tyrosine phosphatase activity; starch binding.
UCUUUACAACCCUGUAAAACACACAGUUGUCCCCUCUCAGCCACUGUAUCGCAUUAAAUGUCAACAGUACUGCGUGUAUUUUUAUCGCAGCCAUUUAUAAUGUCAGUGACACAUGAAGAUCAGUCCCAGUUACACGGCAUGGUUGUGUUCAGGUUUGGUGUCAUUCUGACCCCAGAGUGUCUGGAUAUCGAGGUGUUUGUACUGGGCUCAAGGCCGGAGAUGGGACACUGGGAUCCGAACCGAGCCGUGAAGAUGAGUCCGAGCCGCUCGCUUCUGUCCACCUGUGAACCGUGUCUGUGGAUAGGAGACGUGCGUCUGUCUGCACCGCAGACCGAUAAGCUGUGGUUUAAGUUUAUAAAGCGCGUUGAUGGGACCUACAUUUGGGAAGGCAAUGGGCCUCAUCAUGACCGGCACUGUGUGUAUGACGACAGUAACCUCGUGGACGGGGUAUACUGCCAUCCGAUUGGUCACUGGAUCGAAGAGACGGGCCACACAGAUGAGAUGAAACACACUACCAACUUCUACUUCAGCAUAGCGGGACAGCAAGCCAUCCACUUCUCUCAGGUGCUGCCACGUGUCUGGUUGGGCAGCUGCCCUCGACGGGUCGAACAUGUAACCCUAAAGCUGAAACAGGAACUGGGUGUUACAGCAGUGAUGAACUUUCAGACAGAAUGGGACGUCGUAAACAACUCACAUGGCUGCCGGCGUGACCUCAGUCAACCCAUGAGCCCAGAGACCAUGACACACCUGUACAAAGACUGUGGCCUUUCGUACAUCUGGAUCCCCACUCCAGACAUGAGCACAGAAGGUCGCACACAGAUGCUGCCGCAGGCCGUGUUCUUGCUCUAUGGACUGCUGGAGAACGGUCACACAGUGUAUGUUCACUGUAACGCAGGAGUGGGACGUUCCACUGCGGCCGUGUGUGGACUCCUGAUGUAUGUGUUAGGCUGGAGACCCAGGAAAGUGCAGUACUUCCUCACUGCCAGAAGGGCGGCAGUCUAUAUCGAUGAAGAAGCACUGGUGAGGGCCGAAAAUGACUUUCAUGUGAAGUUUGGACGACUCCGUCCAUCUGUCUGCAACCCAGAGACAUGAGAACAGCGCCCUCUACUGGAUGGGAGGACAUGGGGACUUCAGUUUAAUAAUGUGAAAGCAGUUAACACCAUUAAAAACAUAGAUUUCAAUAUUGUCACACAUUGAUUACUUAUAAUCCAGUGUUUUUAAA